Capra hircus (goat) is the source of this 495-nucleotide messenger RNA. Its product is annotated as WAS/WASL-interacting protein family member 3-like. The coding region runs from base 1 to 342 and encodes 113 amino acids. NCBI's taxonomy places the organism in Eukaryota, Metazoa, Chordata, Mammalia, Artiodactyla, Bovidae. The record is from RefSeq and is a predicted model, not a curated record. The transcript is spliced from 4 exons.
AUGCCUCACUUCUAUAUUGCCCCUCCCCAGCUCAGGAUACAACAGAAGUUCCUGCUGAUUCUUCUCCUGCCUCUGAUACAACCACUGUGGAUCCCGCCACCACCUCUGCUGCCGCCACGGAGUCCACGGCUGCCGCCACAUACCACGGCUGCCGCCCACAUCCACCGGCCGCUCCCACCACAACCUCCGCUGCCGCCACAUCCACGGCUGCUCCCACCACAUCCACUGCGGCUGCCACAACCACCACUGCUGCCAAGACCCCCACGUCCUAUGAACAGUGCCUCCUUUAUUUUCGUUUUACCCCAUGGCUUAGGUUCAUUUUCUGCUAAAAGUUAUCACUGAGAUGGAAUCAGCCUCAGCCUUCUAUAUUUGAUCCUACUGGAUUCGGCCAGAAUGUCCCUUGAUUUGUUUCACUGCUAGUACUUUCCAGCCCUGUCAUAUCUCUCUUAUCUCUAAUCAGUUUCUAUUCAUUCAAAUAAAAUGAUGAGUGACAUC